CGGGGCGCCAGGGUCCCCAGCGGGGAAGCCUAGGGAGCCGGGCAGAGACCCCGAGAGACGGCGGGCAGCGGGAGGGCCCGGGCCGCCGGGAAAGGUCGAGUUUGCUCGGCGGAAGAAACACAGAUGGCGGCGGCGCGGCGCCAUUCCCGGCCGGGAGCAGGCAGCCAGCAGCCCAGUCCUCACCGCGGUCCGCCCGCCGCCGCUAAAUACCCGGAUGCGCCGCCCGAGCGCCAGACGCAGAUCUGGGAAAAGGGAGGCCGUGGAGGCGGAGGCGGAGGCAGCGCCAGGCGCCGGGCGAGCGACGGAACAGUGGGGGCUGGGCACGCAGAGCAGCCCGCGACCCGCGGCGGGAGGACAGGAGCCACGCGUCACCCGCGUCCCCGGCAGCCGCACUUUCGUCUGGCCUGCUAGUGGAGCGGGAGAGCAGAUCGCGAGUCAGGUUCUGCACAGCCUCCGGCGAGGGCUGGCCCAUCCGAAGGCUCCUUGAACAGCGGGAGCAGGCCGGCCACCAUGACCGAGAACUCCACCUCCACCCCGGCGGCGAAGCCCAAGCGGGCCAAGGCCGCCAAGAAGUCCACGGACCACCCCAAGUAUUCAGACAUGAUCGUGGCUGCCAUCCAGGCAGAGAAGAACCGCGCCGGCUCCUCGCGCCAGUCCAUCCAAAAGUACAUCAAGAGCCACUACAAGGUGGGUGAGAACGCCGACUCCCAGAUCAAGUUGUCAAUCAAGCGCCUAGUGACCACCGGUGUUCUCAAGCAAACCAAAGGGGUGGGCGCCUCGGGGUCCUUCAGGCUGGCCAAGGGCGAUGAGCCCAAGAGGUCGGUGGCUUUCAAGAAGACCAAGAAGGAAGUCAAGAAAGUGGCCACUCCAAAGAAGGCAGCCAAGCCCAAAAAGGCUGCCUCCAAAGCCCCGAGCAAGAAACCCAAAGCCACCCCGGUCAAGAAGACCAAGAAAAAGCUGGCUGCCACGCCCAAGAAAGCCAAAAAGCCCAAGAUUGUCAAAGUCAAGCCAGUCAAGGCAUCCAAACCCAAGAAGGCCAAACCCGUGAAGCCCAAAGCCAAGUCGAGUGCCAAGAGGGCCAGCAAGAAGAAGUGACAGCGAAGGCUUUGCGUGGGGACACUCCUUCCUCCCUCCUGUUUUCUGUAAAUACAUUUCUCUCUUGGUCCCAUCUGCAGCCCUUUGCCCAUUCUAUUCUGACUAUAGAAAGAGGACAGAGUUUGGAUUCCUCAGACAGACAUUGUGGAAUGACUCCUUUUUCAUUAACCCAUUGUACAAGGACAGCGAACAGACCUCAUCUUUGUAAUGAUGGAGAUGUACUUUUUUUCUUGAUUUGAUAUUAACCUUAUGGGGUCAGGGAUGGGGGUGUGGUUUUGUGUGUUUCGUUCGGUGGUUUGUUUACUAUAAAGGUAAAUGGAACUGGCAAGGUUCUGGCUAGGUGAGGGGACCCAGGAACUAAGGUUUGUCUAGACUUUCUUAGGUUGCUUGUCCCUCACGGAGCGUUUCAAAACCUUUGUGGGGGGAGCAGGUGAUACCCCACCUUGCUGGCCAAGGAGGGAGGAAAAACUCCCUUGGUUGCCCUACCAGUGUUGGUAAGUUGGGGACCUGGUUUCCUUUUCUCUUCUGCCCUAGUCCCUCCCCAUUGUCUAAAGGGGGAAAGGGGUCCAAGUGACAGCUGGUUAGAGAAGCCAUAGCUUCUCACAACCAGGAUCUAGCCAUUGGGAAGGAGGGGUCUUUUCAGCAGUCUCUGGUUAACUGGGAGUAGACUUAGGGGGAAGGGUGGGGAGUCAGCCAAGUGCCUCAGUGUGCCUAUGGAAACUUGGGUUUUUUCCACACGAUUGAUGGAUUGUGUCCUAGGAGGACUUUGUUCGUUUCCUCCCCCCCCCCCUUCCUGUGUAAGAUGUGGCUUUGCUUCAUUUCUACCAGCUGCCACUUAAAAUCCCUCCAACCUCUUUCCCUUUUUGACUCUUUUCUAAGCCGAGGAGGGGAGAGGCAGGGAGUGGACUGUAAGACAUACUACAGUUGAUUCGAGUUUGCUAGGUAGCUUUAGAGAGCCAGAAUUGUGUGCAUGUGUGUAUAUGUAUAUAUAUCCAUGUCUAAGACUAGUACUUAGUCUCACUUCGGGAGCUGGGAGAAAAAAUCUGUACAGUUGUCUUUCUCUUAUUUUAAUAAAAUAGGAAACUCGCGCUACCUACCCCUCUUUUUAAACAAGUGUAAUUAGUGCGUGGGGGGGAAUUACUGUGGUUGUAAUUUUAAAACUUUAAAAUAAAACUGGAAAGGAAAAAA
This is a messenger RNA of Arvicanthis niloticus (Nile rat), 2283 nucleotides long. RefSeq names its product H1.0 linker histone (gene H1-0). Gene Ontology annotation, cellular component: nucleus; nucleosome. The record is from RefSeq and is a predicted model, not a curated record. NCBI's taxonomy places the organism in Eukaryota, Metazoa, Chordata, Mammalia, Rodentia, Muridae. Gene Ontology annotation, biological process: negative regulation of DNA recombination; nucleosome assembly; chromosome condensation. Gene Ontology annotation, molecular function: nucleosomal DNA binding; double-stranded DNA binding; structural constituent of chromatin.